Messenger RNA from Aureobasidium musti, 3324 nucleotides. The record is from the annotation of a GenBank genome assembly. NCBI's taxonomy places the organism in Eukaryota, Fungi, Ascomycota, Dothideomycetes, Dothideales, Saccotheciaceae.
AUGGUCGGCGCUCCUUCUGCUGCCGCCAGUUUGGUCGGCUUCCUUUCCGAACCCGACACAGCGCUGCAGGUCUUCGCUUUGGAUGAGCUGAACAAGGACAUGGACAACAUCUGGACUGAGGUCUCGGGCUCUAUCGACGAGUCAUUUCCCAACCGCGAGCUAGCAGCACUUGUGGCGGCCAAGGUCUACUACCAGCUCCAGGAGUACAACGAGUCUAUGGUCUUUGCCCUCGGCGCUGGCAAGCUCUUCCGUCUCGACCACCAGGGCGAGUUUGAAGAGACCAUCUGCAUCGACACGUACGUUGCUCUCUCGGCGCUCUCAAACCCUCCUGCUCCCUCAAGUUCCGUACCAUCAGCUUCUGUCAACGACUCGUCGCUACCCACAGCCAACGGCAGUGCCGUCACUACCACUCCCUUCUCGCAAUCCUCCGCACCACCGAAGUCCCUCCUAUCCCGCGAAAUCGAUGGCGUCCAAACCGAUGGUGCAGCUGCCGGAGUUUCUGGCUCGCACCCUUCUCCGAAUUCACUCUCGCCCGCGACACAAAAGAGUCUUCACGGUGUCAUCCAGCGCAUCUUCGAGUCAUGUUAUGAAUCAGGCGCAUAUCGCCACGUUGUAGGCAUUGCUAUUGAGGCACGCAACCGUCAAGUCUUGAAGGAUGCAAUCCUCCGUUGUGGCAAGGACAAGCAAAGCACUGACGAGUUGAUGGAGUACGUGCUCGACAUCUGCAUGAACGUGGUUCAAGAGCGUGGCUUAAGAGACGAGAUCCUGCAGCUCAUUCUCGAGCUGCUCAACGACAUCCCCGACCCCGAUUACUUCGCCAUUGCUCGAUGCGUUGUGCAUCUCGGUCAGUACUCUAUGGCUAGCAAUAUGCUGCGCCAGCUCGUGCAGAAGGCUGAUGCAAAGUCUCUUGCAAUCGCAUACCAACUGUCGUUCGACUUGUAUGAGAACGGUACUCAGGAGUUCUUGAUCCGUGUCAUGGAGGAACUGCCUUCGAGCGACGACAAGUCGCCUGAGCCCACAAGCGAAGGCGCUGAUGAUGCUGACGAGUCUACUCAGCUCUUGUCUGAAUUGCGUAGGAGCACAGGACCUUCGGGAGCAAAGGCCAGCACAGCAGAAGAGAAGAAGGCUUUCAACUCAAUACGCGACAUCCUGCGCGGUACGACUAGCAUUGAGCUGAACCUGGAGUUCCUCUUCCGCAACAGCCACACAGACAAGCAGAUUCUCAACAAGGUUCGCGAUAGCCUCGAGGCUCGCAACUCCAUCUUCCACACUGCAGUCACCUUCUCCAACGCUUUCAUGAACUCUGGUACCACCGUCGACACUUUCUUCCGCGACAACCUCGAGUGGUUGGGUAAGGCUGUGAACUGGUCAAAGUUCACUGCCACUGCUGCUCUUGGUGUCAUUCACAGAGGUAACUUGGCCAAUGGUCGCAAGCUUCUCGAGCCCUACCUUCCCAAGCGCAAUGCCGUUCCUGGCUCUGGUUCUCCUUACAGCCAGGGUGGUUCUCUUUACGCUCUUGGUCUUAUCUACUCAAACCACGGUACUAAUGUGCUUGACUACCUUCUCGAGCAAUUCAAGGAUACUCAAGAAGAGGUUGUUCAGCACGGUGGUGCUCUUGGUCUCGGUGUUGCCGGUAUGGCUACCGGCUCUGAAGAUAUCUACGAGGCUCUCAAGGGUGUGCUCUACAGCGAUUCGGCCAUUAACGGUGAAGCCGUUGGUCUUGCCAUGGGUCUUGUCAUGCUCGGCACUGGCAACACCAGAGCUCUCGAGGACAUGAUCACCUACGCCCACGACACACAGCACGAGAAGAUUGUGCGCGGUCUUGCCAUGGGUAUGGCUUUGAUCAUGUACAACCGUCAAGAAGGUGCCGACGAGUUGAUUAACGGCCUGCUCGACGAUGCAGACCCGACACUGAGAUACGGUGGUAUCUUCACUGUUGCACUUGCCUACUGUGGUACCAGCAGCAACAAGGCUGUCAGAAAGUUGCUUCACGUCGCUGUCAGCGAUGUCAGUGAUGAUGUCCGCCGUGCCGCUGUCAUGUCAUUGGGCUUCGUUCUCUUCCGCAAGCCUGGUGCUGUUCCUCGCAUGGUCGAACUCCUUUCUGAAUCCUACAACCCACAUGUCAGAUACGGUGCCACUAUGGCCCUUGGUAUCGCCUGUGCUGGAACCGGUCUGGAUGAGGCCAUCGAUCUCCUUGAGCCUAUGAUGAAGGACUCCGUCGACUUUGUUCGCCAGGGUGCUCUCAUCUCAUUGUCAAUGAUCAUGGUCCAGCAGAACGAGGCCAUGAACCCCAAGGUCGGCACCAUCCGCAAGACCUUGCANAAGAUCAUCAGUGACAGACACGAGGACGCCAUGUGCAAGUUCGGCUGCGCUCUUGCUCUCGGUAUCAUCGAUGCUGGUGGCCGUAAUUGCACUAUCGGCCUGCAAACUCCUACCGGCAAUCUCAACAUGUCCGCCAUUGUCGGUAUGGCCGUCUUCACACAAUACUGGUACUGGUUCCCUCUUACUCACUUCCUUACUCUUUCCUUCACACCUACCGCCAUCAUCGGUGUCGACUCAGAUCUCGAGAUCCCCUCAUUCAAGUUCCACAGCAAUACUCGUCCCAGUGUAUUCGACUACCCGCCUGAGGCUGAAGUCAAGGCUGAGGAGGCUCCUGAGAAGGUCAAGACUGCCAUCUUGUCGACAACAGCACAUGCCAAGCGCAGAGAACAAGCAAAGAAGAGACAAGCUAGACGUGAGAGCAUGGACAUCGACAUGACACCCACGACCCCCAAGGUCGAAUCUGGCGACAAGAUGGAUGUCGAUGAUAACGUCAUUGAUACAGCCAAGCUUGCCGAGNNGGAGAAGGGCGAGGCUGCACCUACAGAAGGUAGCACAAAGAAGAAGGCUGAGCGUGAGAAGGUUGGCUACGACCUCGAAAACAUGAGUCGUGUCCUUCCUGCGCAGAUCAAGUACAUUUCGUUUGCACAGGAUGGCCGUUACCAACCAGUGAAGAAGCCCACUGGUGGUGUCAUCCUUCUCCACGACACGCAAUCAUCCGAAUCAAAGUCUCUGCUUGAGCUUAAGGCCAAGAAGAAGACUAACAAUGCUGCUGCUGCACCUGUUGUUGGCGGAUCAUCACAGCAGGACACGCCAUUCACACCUGCCCGCCAGACGGGCGAUGACGCUCUUGCUGCAUUGGGCUUCGGUGCCGCAGCAGGUGUUGGCGCAGCUGCCGCAUCUGGUGUACUAAAUGCAGUCGAUGAGGAUGUGGAAGGUGGCGAGGAGGCAGAAGUUCCUGAAGAGUUCGAGGUCGAGGAUGAGGACAUGGCUGACGACGAAUAA